UGUACAUUUCGUUUUGUCUCAAGAAGGAGAGAAGCAAUGCCAUGUCGUUACUUGUGAAACUCAGAUCAGAUGAAUAGGGAAUUACAAGAGGCCACGUAUGGAGUGCGGUGACAGCAGAGCUGUCGUUAUAGCAAAGAAAGAAGCACGAGUCAGUAACCACGCAACUCUUCUACCUGAAAGAACUGUCUCCGUCUCCGUCUCCCUUCUGUAAUCCAUUUUUGUUGUUGGUUUCACACUCUAGAAACUUUUACUUUCUCGUUCUCUGCUAAAACGACACCCAAAAUCGAAGGAGAUCAAUCGUUGAACCAAGAUGUCGUGGCAACAGUACGUUGACGAGCACUUGAUGUGCGAUAUCGAAGGCGGCUGUCUCACUUCGGCCGCGAUCCUCGGCAUAGACGGCAGCGUUUGGGCUCAGAGCGCCACCUUUCCUCAGUUUAAGCCUGAAGAAAUAGUUGCUAUUGUGAAAGAUUUUGAUGAGCCUGGAUCACUUGCUCCAACUGGACUAUUCCUUGGGGGCACAAAGUAUAUGGUCAUCCAAGGUGAAGCAGGUGCUGUUAUUCGAGGAAAGAAGGGUUCAGGAGGUGUUACUGUUAAGAAAACCAAUCUGGCCUUGAUAAUUGGUAUAUAUGAGGAACCUCUGACUCCUGGUCAGUGCAACAUGAUUGUUGAAAGGCUCGGAGAUUACCUGAUUGAGCAGGGUCUGUAGUUGUAUAUUUGCUUUGAUUUCAGGAUUGAUAUUCUAUUCAAAGUUGUGGAGAGCUUGGUGUGGAAACAAAGUUAUUGCCGCUUGGAAAUCUGAUCAUGCAUCUUUGGAUGGAUCAUUUGCUUUCUCAUUUUUAGAUAUCUGGAAAGUGAUUGUCUUUGUGAAUGGCACUGUUUUUAUUUAUAUAAUUCUUUCGCUCUCAUUUCCCUUCUAUAAUACGUCCACUACUGUAAGUUUUAUAUCUCUUGAAUGCCUUAAAUGUAUGGCGUGGAGUUUGUCUAGAACAAUAUUUUGUGGGUGAAAGAUUGAAAAUUGAAUGCUGGUUGGUGGGUUCUGAUU
Messenger RNA from Humulus lupulus (European hop), 1042 nucleotides. RefSeq names its product profilin. The record is from RefSeq and is a predicted model, not a curated record. Lineage: Eukaryota; Viridiplantae; Streptophyta; Magnoliopsida; Rosales; Cannabaceae. The transcript has 4 exons. Gene Ontology annotation, cellular component: cell cortex. Bases 311 to 706 code for a protein of 131 amino acids. Gene Ontology annotation, molecular function: actin monomer binding.